Messenger RNA from Cuculus canorus (common cuckoo), 1732 nucleotides. It is a transcript of the gene CA6, whose product is annotated as carbonic anhydrase 6. The record is from RefSeq and is a predicted model, not a curated record. The coding region runs from base 157 to 1725 and encodes 522 amino acids. Gene Ontology annotation, molecular function: zinc ion binding; carbonate dehydratase activity. The transcript has 10 exons. Lineage: Eukaryota; Metazoa; Chordata; Aves; Cuculiformes; Cuculidae.
GACUGCGUUCCUACAUCCCCACAGUCAAGGUGAGAUCUCUGGAGGAAGGCGAUCAGAUGCAAAAGUGAGCACACUGUCGCUCAGAUUUCUUCUCUUUAUUGACAGCAGAUUGUGGUAUUUUCAAGGAACUUCCAUUGAAAAGAUUCAGCAAGAGACAUGUGGAUCGUGGCUGUCUUGUUCCACCUACUCCUGGUGCAUCUGGGCUGCUCCCACUUUGUGCAGUGGACAUACAAAGAAGGAGAGCUGGAUGAAGAGCACUGGGGAAAGCAAUUUGCAGACUGUGCUGGCAAGCGCCAAUCUCCAAUUGACAUCCAGAGGAAAAAAGUGAUGUACAACCCACAGUUACUGCAGCUGGAGCUGAGCGGUUACGAUGGGCCUUUGCAGGGGGAUUUCACAAUGACCAACAAUGGUCACUCUGUUCAGUUUGAUUUGCCACCCACCAUGCACAUCUCCAGAGGGCUCCCAGGUCUCUACACAGCUGUACAGAUGCAUCUCCACUGGGGUGGCCUGGACCUGGAGACCAGCGGCUCCGAACACACCAUCAACGGGAUGAGAUACUUUGCAGAGCUGCAUAUUGUCCAUUACAACUCAGCUGAAUACUCAAGCUUUGAAGAAGCCAAAGACAAACCAAAUGGACUGGCUGUGCUUGCUUUCCUGUAUGCGGAUGGGCACUUUGAGAACACCUACUACAGUGAAUUUAUUUCCAAACUGGCAAAAAUCAGGUUUGCAGGUCAAUCAACAAAGCUCCUUUCUCUGGAUGUCCGAGCCAUGCUGCCAGAAAACCUGUCACACUUCUACAGGUACCAGGGCUCACUGACAACACCCCCUUGCUCCGAGAGUGUGAUCUGGACCAUUUUUCAUUCUCCAAUUGUCCUGUCACACACACAGAUUAACCUCCUGGAGAACACGUUGCUGGACUGGCAAAACAGGACGCUGCGCAAUGACUACCGGCAUGCUCAGCCCCUCAAUGGGCGAGUGGUGGAGUCCUCCUUCAGAGCCAAACGCACUCAAGAACAAUGCCAUCCAGAGGAGUUCAGCCUCAGGCUGGAACAAAUCCAGACACAGCUCCAAGACAUGAAGAGCGAGUUGCUGAACAGAGCAAGCCACAUAGGUAUUAAAUCCAGCACUUUUCCAGCUUUCUACUUCCCUGUGGAAAACAUUGAGAGUUUUGUGAAAGUCCACGUCCUCCAUGAUAUGUCCCUCCAAGCCUUCACCUUAUGUUUCUGGACAAAAGCCCAGCAUGCUGGCAGUCAGACUGUUCUUUCCUACUCCACACAGGAGAGGGAGAAGGAGCUAGUGAUGACCGUGGGCACAGAAGUGGGAUUGUGGAUAGGAAGCCAUUUCAUCAGCUUCCCCCUGAAUCACAAGGCACAAGAUUGGCUGCACUACUGCAUGGCAUGGGCCUCCCAGUCUGGAACGGCAAAUCUAUGGCUCAAUGGAGCAGCUGGUAAAGAAAAGAGUAUCCAGAAGGGGUAUGUGAGCCAGGCUGGAGGGACACUUGUCCUUGGGAAAGACAGAGACACUCUUCUUGGCACCUUCUCCAAUGGUUUUGCAGGCUGGAUGACCCAUGUCAACCUGUGGAGCCAAGUUCUCAGCCCUGCAGAUGUUCGGGCACUUGCAAUGUGCAAACCAGGGCAACUGAGGGGAGAUGUCAUAGCAUGGGGAGAAACCUCCAUGACCCUCUUUGGGGGAGUGGUUCUGGAGUCAGACACCAGCUGUCAGUGACCCAAAC